AUGAUAUCGAAUGUGACCUCUCCUUCGAACCUGACCUCCAUUUACUUUACCCGGGAUCAGAACUUCCCCACUGCACCCUGGACGGUCUCUGCCAACACGACCAGGUCCCCUAACCCACAAUUCGGCAACGGCAAACUCGCCCUUCCGGCGGAUGACGACUUUACCCACUCAGAGGUGACUGUUACGAACAGUUCGACCGGGUCAGCGGAAUUGCUUCUUUAUGGGGGGACUGUCUUUGCCCAUGUGAAUGGCAGCCUCAAGAACCCAUUCUACGCGGCUGCUACCGAUGAUGUGUACAUUUGGCAGCUGCUGUGGAACCCAACUGAUCCGAAUGGCAAGGAAUUUACCCCGGUGGUGUUGCGUGCGAGCAUUGUGAUGUGA
Messenger RNA from Akanthomyces muscarius, 381 nucleotides. RefSeq lists its product as uncharacterized. NCBI's taxonomy places the organism in Eukaryota, Fungi, Ascomycota, Sordariomycetes, Hypocreales, Cordycipitaceae. The transcript has 2 exons. The record is from RefSeq and is a predicted model, not a curated record. Bases 1 to 381 code for a protein of 126 amino acids.